Molecule: messenger RNA, 1347 nt
Organism: Labrus mixtus (cuckoo wrasse)
Lineage: Eukaryota; Metazoa; Chordata; Actinopteri; Labriformes; Labridae
Gene: hdac12
Product: histone deacetylase 12
Exons: 8
Coding region: 177-1235 (352 amino acids)
Molecular function (GO): histone deacetylase activity
Source: RefSeq, a predicted model, not a curated record
CACAAUUCAGAAGAUCUAACUAAGUAAUUGUCAAACAGUAUGUUAUUUCACUCCAUGACAGCAGAUGGCGGUGUUACAGUGUGCAAAAACAGCCACACUUCCGUCAACAAACAGGACACCUUCAGCAGCCUGCAGUUUCAUAACAUCAUGACAGUGUCGUACAGGUGAUUCAUGUAAUGCACACGUCAGUCAGAGAAAUGACCUGCACGAAACAAAUCUUUUCUAAAACAGUUCGCGUUCAAGUCGGCCGGCUGGUUGCUGCAGCUUUCACCUCCUGCAGAAGUUUCCACGCUGAAAUAGUAAGACUUGAAUCCAGCGGACUUCCCAUAAUUCAUCACAGGAAGUAUGUGUGUGACCUUCCUCCCAACCACAGGUUCCCCAUGGGAAAGUUCCCCCGAGUUUUACAGUGUUUACUGAAAGAUCAGGUCAUUGCAGAGAAUCAGGUUUGGCUCCCUCAAAUAGCCUCUCAAGAAUUACUCAGCUGUGUGCACACGGAGGAAUACUUGAACAGCUUCAUAAAUGGGAAAGUAAAUGAGCAGGAACAGAGGAGGACAGGUUUCCCCUGGAGUGAAGGCAUCGUGAGCCGCUGUCGAUAUGAAACAGGUGGGACUGUUCUUGCCGCUCAAGUGGCUCUGCAGAGGGGAUUGGCCUGCAGCACUGCAGGAGGAACCCAUCAUGCUUUUCCAAGCUUUGGCUCGGGUUUCUGUCUCCUUAAUGAUUUAGCAGUCGCAGCCAAACACCUGAUGGGAACCUCCUCGUCCAAAAGGAAGGUUCUAAUUGUUGAUCUAGAUGUGCAUCAGGGUGACGGCACGGCUUUCAUUUUUAAAGAGGAGCCGCGUGUGUUUACGUUCUCAGUGCACUGUGGGAAAAACUUCCCCCUGCGCAAACAACAGAGUGACCUCGAUGUUAGCUUGGAGGAUGGGCUUGAAGACAAGGAGUACCUCUCCACAGUUGAAACUCACCUCCCCUGCUUGCUGGAGACUUUUCGUCCAGACCUGGUCCUGUAUGAUGCCGGUGUCGACCCUCAUUGUGAAGAUGAACUCGGGAGGCUGCGUCUGACUGACCACGGGCUGUAUCAGAGAGAUCUGUACGUGUUGAAGACUGUGGUGAGUCGAGGUGUUCCUGUGGCUGCCGUCAUCGGAGGUGGUUACUCGAGAGACAUCGACAUACUGGCGGCGAGACAUUCCAUCGUCCACAGAGCGGCAACACAGGUUUGGAGGGAGUGUCUAACAUGAACCCUUUAUGCAUUAAACCAAGUAGAGUGACUGAUAUUUGAUCUUCAGGAGCAGAUGUCAUAUUUUAGAAUAUUUUAGAACGAUAAUGACCUGGUUAAUGCUAAAAAAAAAA